AUGGCACUGAGGGUCCUUGUCCUUACCGUGAUUUUCGUCAAGAUCGUAACGUCGCAGCGGACCAUCGGCGGUCUCUCAGAACAGGCGUUGCCGAGCCAAGCGGGCGUCCUCCGCCAGUUCUCUGACGGAGAGUCACCGUCCUCGUCGGUGGAUUCCCAGGGUGUCGCCGCGUCUGCAGUGACAUCAGAGAGUGGAGACGGCACUGAUGGCGACUCGGAAGACGAGCCCGCGCCGAACGUGGAAGCCUUCGUGCAGGACACCAUAGACGCCGCCUACAGAAAGGCGCUACCCAUGGUUACGAAGUUCGGCUUUGACCCCGCUGUCUCGGGCGAGUGCUCGCAAAGCCUGCUCAAGAUGGCCCUGGCCUUCCGGCGCCUGGAACCAUGGGCGAUACGCAUGCUGGACGCCUCGGGCAAAGUGGCGUCAGGUCUGCUGAUGGGCACACUCGGAGACUUGGGCAAUUUCGACGAGUGCCUCGCCACCACCGUCGACAACAUGUACGGCGAGCGAGACUUCACCGGCCGUUUCUGCACCGUCUAUAUGAACUUCAAGAACAACACCUUCGUCACCAAAAUGGUGGCCAGGUUCCAGGAGAAGGGAUAUCUCAGGGACUACAGGAACCCGCUGAAUUGGAUUAAAAACAAGAUGGCCCAUGGCGUCCGGCAGUCAGCAUGCAUUCCGUCCACCUGUUCUGCAGAGGACCUUGCGUACAUCAUCAACACACUCGGCAAGAAAAUUGGAAUGAAGGCGCGCGUACGAGGCUGUAAGGCUGAGGGCGAAACCAAGGUCCUUGGCUGGCAGGCCGGCAUAUUGUACACGCUGGCCACUGUUGCAGUUCUGGUAGUGUCUGGCACAAUGGCUGAUGUUGCGUUACGGACUGUUCUCAAGAAAAGAAUGCACGGGAAAGAGAAAGGUAACCUGCAAAACAUCGUAUUGGGUUUCUCGAUCAUUUCUAACACCGAGAAAUUGCUCAAGACGGACCCAAGCGACCCCGCUGACUCAAAGCUGAUGUUUGUGCAUGGGCUUCGGUUCUACAGCUCAACGUGGGUUAUGCUAGGCCAUGCUUUCCUCAUCGCGGACCCAACAUCCACUGGGUCACUAAUGAAUGUCGUGGAUCUCGUGGAAGAUUUUAUGACUACACUCAUAGCGAACGCUUUCCCUUCAGUUGAAACAUUCCUCUUUAUCAGUGGUUUUCUGCUAUCGUACAACGUACAGAAAUCGUUAAGGAAAAAAACGAGGCUUUAUUUUUGGGUUCCACUGAUCAUCCUUCGUCGCUACAUAAGGCUCACAGUGCCGGCAAUGUUUGUGGUGGGCGUCUGGCUCCUACUACCACUCGUGGCGGAUGGCCCUGUGCUCAAUGAUUACAAGGCCACGUUCCUGGACACCUGCCAGCGAAGAUGGUGGACUGUGUUGCUGCACACUAACAAUUUCUCCCCAUUUCUUCAGAUGUGCCUAGGACAUCUGUGGUACAUCAACAUCGACUUCCAGCUCUACGUUGCCUUGCUGUUCAUCCCUCUGGUUAUGAUUCGACGACCCUAUCUCGGAGCGCUUCUCGCUGCCUUAGCUACGGUAGUGUCGUCCGCAUACACUGGUGUAGUAAGUUAUUUAAACAACUAUCAGCCCGCUGUGAUCUUCACGCACACGGACGUCAGUUACACCAUCGGCACUGCUAACCAAAUCUACUUCAAGCCUUUCGCUCACGUCGGCUCCUUCUGCAUUGGCGUCCUGCUGGGCUACUACAUCUACGUCGCCCCAAAGAUGAAGCUUUCCAAGCCUGUGCAGGCACUAUGCUGGUGUGCGGCAACCGCGUGCAACCUGGCCAUCGUGUUCGCGCCACACAAGUGGUACACGGACCACACGUACUCCAUCGAGCGGCCUGAGUGCUUGCUCUUCGCCGCCCUCCAUCGCGUCGCCUGGACACUGGGCGUCGCCUGGCUUGUGCUCGCCUGCGCCACGGGACGCGGAGGCAUCGUGAUGUCGUUGCUGUCGUGGCCGGCGCUGGUGCCCCUGAGCCGGCUGUCGUACGGAGCGUUCCUGUCACACGUGGUCAUCUUGCUGGCGCAGGCGAUGACCAACCGGGAGAGAAUCGCCUACACCUACGUGGUCAAGACGAUGAACUACCUGGCGGUGGUGUUGGCGUCGUACCUGUGUGCCUACCUGCUGUACCUGUUCUGCGAAGCUCCCGUGGCGACGCUCGAGCGCACGCUGCUGGGAGGCAUCGGGAAACCGCGCCGCGGUGCCCCAUCUGCCGCCUCGGGCCUGACCGUGGUCGUUCCCCAGGCCUCGGAUCAGCACGCCCAAACCAGCUCCAGCAUGUGCGAAGCCCCGGCUAGUUUGGCGGCACCCACGAGGAAUGGUGCGGCCGAAGAAAGCACCCAGAGGAGUCAUCUUUGACCAGUCGAUUUCUGUCUCACACCAGCUCUCAUAGAGUCAUACAUGCCAAAUAGGUGCACAAGGUUAGCGAGCACGAACGCUGCGAGAAGGCAGCGGCCAUUACGAAUCACACCAAUUUAAGUGGUGUGCACAUUCUUGGCAGCUGUCCGUGGGCUGUAAGGCCAACUUACGCUUGCAUGCGCGGCGCCUACUUCAUGAUAACCUGCUAUUUUUGACCAGGCUUCGACACGAGGGAAAGCAACACGACGGCCUAAACUUCGGCAUAAGCCAAUGGCAGCUCAUUAUGCUCACUCGUUCGGGUUGGUAUAUACGUGGCAUUGACGCUGCCAGCAAAGUUGCACAUUAAAAAGGAGAAAGUUUUAUUAAAACCGAGUGAAGUGGUGCCUAAGAUCGCAGAGCGUGAUUUUACCAGUCUCCACUCACCUAUUUUAUUUAUAUAUUGCAAUCGUCGCAUUUGCGUGUGACGACUAGCCCUACGCGUAAAUGCUCUACGUAAUAUGAAAUGGACAGUCCACAGGAUUUUAACGAGACAUCGACAAUUUGUGCAGUGAAAUCUUUGUGUACGUUUUUUCAU
Dermacentor silvarum is the source of this 2968-nucleotide messenger RNA. RefSeq names its product nose resistant to fluoxetine protein 6. NCBI's taxonomy places the organism in Eukaryota, Metazoa, Arthropoda, Arachnida, Ixodida, Ixodidae. Gene Ontology annotation, molecular function: acyltransferase activity, transferring groups other than amino-acyl groups. The record is from RefSeq and is a predicted model, not a curated record. The transcript has 15 exons. The coding region runs from base 1 to 2394 and encodes 797 amino acids.